UGGGAACUUAAACCAGAGUCCAGGAGGCCCCAGCAUAGGAGCCAAGAGAGACCUUGUUCUGUGACCAGAGAAUACACUUCACUCUGGUUCAACCCUCUGUCCCUCUCUUCACAAGACAAUGAACCAGAAGACCACCCUGGUGCUCCUUGCUCUGGCGGUCAUCACCAUUUUUGCAUUGGUGUGUGUCUUGCUGGCUGGCAGGGGAGGGGAUGGGGGUGAACCCAGCAUGCCGCCCCACUGCCCCUCCACACCUCCCAGUGCGCAGCCCUGGACACGCGCUGGCCAGAGCCAGCUGUUUGCAGACCUGAGCCCAGAGGAGCUGACGGCCGCGAUGAGCUUUCUGACCCAGCAGCUGGGGCCAGGCCUGGUGGAUGCGGCCCAGGCCCGCCCCUCGGACAACUGCAUCUUCUCGGUGGAGCUGCAGCUGCCCCCCAAGGCCGCAGCCCUGGCCCACCUGGACGGGGGGAGCCCCCCACCUGCCCGGGAGGCGCUGGCCAUCGUCUUCUUCGGCGGACAGCCCCAGCCCAACGUGAGUGAGCUGGUGGUGGGACCGCUGCCCCGGCCCUCCUACCUUCGGGAUGUGACCGUGGAGCGGCACGGGGGCCCCCUGCCCUAUCACCGGCGCCCCGUGCUCUUCCGGGAGUACCUGGACAUAGACCAGAUGAUCUUCGACAGAGAGCUGCCCCAGGCUGCCGGUCUCCUCCACCACUGCUGCUUCUACAAACGCCAAGGAGGGAACCUAGUGGCAGUGAACACGGCCCCCCGGGGUCUGCGGUCAGGGGACCGAGCUACCUGGUUUGGCCUCUACUACAACACCUCAGGCGCUGGGGUUUUCCUGCACCCCGUGGGGCUGGAGCUGCUGGUAGACCACAAGGCCCUGGACCCUGCCCGCUGGACCAUCCAGAAGGUGUUCUUUCAAGGCCGCUACUAUAAGAGCCUGGCUCAGCUGGAGGAGCAGUUUGAGGCUGACCUGGUGAAUGUGGUGCUGAUCCCAGACAACGGCACAGGUGGGUCCUGGUCCCUGGAGUCCCAGGCGCCCCCAGGUCCGGCUCCCCCUCUGCAGUUCCACCCCCAGGGCCCCCGCUUCAGUGUCCAGGGGAGUCGAGUGGCCUCCUCAUUGUGGACUUUUUCUUUUGGCCUUGGAGCUUUCAGUGGCCUGAGGAUCUUUGACAUCCGCUUCCAGGGAGAACGGCUAGCGUACGAGAUCAGCCUCCAAGAGGCCUUGAGCAUCUACGGUGGGAACUCUCCCUCAGCACUGCUGACCCGCUAUAUGGAUGGCAGCUUUGGCUUUGGCAAGUACUCCACACCCCUGACCCGAGGGGUGGACUGCCCCUACCUGGCCACCUAUGUGGACUGGCACUUCCUUUUGGAGUCCCAAGUCCCCAAGACAUUACGAGAUGCCUUUUGUGUGUUUGAACAGAACCAGGGUCUCCCCCUGAGGCGACACCACUCAGAUGGACACUCCCAUUAUUUUGGGGGCCUUACAGAGACAGUGCUGGUCAUCAGAUCUGUGUCCACUUUGCUCAAUUAUGACUAUUUGUGGGAUAUGGUCUUCUACCCCAAUGGAGCCAUAGAAGUCAAAUUCCAUGCCACGGGCUACAUCAGCUCAGCAUUCCUCUUUGGUGCUGCCCGAAGUUAUGGGAACCAGGUUGGGGAGCACACACUGGGCACCGUCCACACCCACAGCGCCCACUUCAAGGUGGAUCUGGAUGUAGGAGGACUGGAGAACUGGGUCUGGGCUGAGGACAUGGGCUUUGUCCCCAUGACGGUACCCUGGAGCCCCGAGCACCAGAUGCAGAGGCUGCAGGUGACCCGGAAGCUGCUGGAGACGGAGGAGCAGGCCGCCUUCCCCCUGGGAAGUGCCUCCCCUCGCUACCUGUACCUGGCCAGCAACCAAAGCAACAAGUGGGGUCACCCGCGGGGCUACCGCAUCCAGGUCCACAGUUCUGCUGGAGAGCCGCUGCCCCAGAACAGCUCCAUGGAGAGAGCCUUCAGCUGGGGCAGGUACCAGCUGGCCGUGACCCAGCGGAAGGAGGAGGAGCCCAGCAGCACCAGCAUCUUCAAUCAGAAUGACCCUUGGGCCCCCACUGUGGACUUCACUGACUUCAUCAACAACGAGACCAUUGUUGGAGAGGACUUGGUGGCCUGGGUGACAGCUGGUUUCCUGCACAUCCCACAUGCAGAGGAUGUCCCCAACACGGUGACUGCGGGGAACAGUGUGGGCUUCUUCCUCAGACCCUACAACUUCUUUGACCAGGACCCCUCCUUCGAUUCUGCUGACUCCAUCUACUUCCGGGCGGGCCAGGAUGCUGGGGACUGUGAGGUCAACCCCCUGGCUGGCCUCCCCAAGGCUGCCGACUGUGCCCCCGACCUCCCUGCCUUCUCUCAUGGGGGCUUCUCUCACAACUAGGUGGUCCCUGGGAUGGGGACUGUGUCCAGGGCCCAGGACCAGGG
Messenger RNA from Pteronotus mesoamericanus, 2454 nucleotides. It is a transcript of the gene AOC3, whose product is annotated as amine oxidase copper containing 3. NCBI's taxonomy places the organism in Eukaryota, Metazoa, Chordata, Mammalia, Chiroptera, Mormoopidae. Gene Ontology annotation, molecular function: copper ion binding; quinone binding; primary methylamine oxidase activity. Gene Ontology annotation, cellular component: Golgi apparatus; endoplasmic reticulum; plasma membrane. The record is from RefSeq and is a predicted model, not a curated record. Gene Ontology annotation, biological process: amine metabolic process; response to antibiotic.